AUGGAUAAAACUAAUGUUUUUAACGAUAAUGAAGAGGAUAAAGCAAAGAGGAUUAAAAUUGGGGGAAAUAAUACAAUAGAAGAUACCGACUUUGAUUUAAUAUGUAAAUUGUCGGAUUAUUUGGAUACCGGAAUCGACCGCAAGCUAUUAAGAAUACUGGUAAAUUUAUGUUUAUUGGGAGUUAACCCUAAUUCCUUAGUAAAUAUACUUAAACGCCUGAUUAAGUUCAGGAACACACUUUUAAACCAACAGUAG
Theileria annulata is the source of this 255-nucleotide messenger RNA. RefSeq lists its product as uncharacterized. The transcript has a single exon. The record is from RefSeq and is a predicted model, not a curated record. Gene Ontology annotation, biological process: gamma-tubulin complex localization. Lineage: Eukaryota; Apicomplexa; Aconoidasida; Piroplasmida; Theileriidae. Gene Ontology annotation, cellular component: gamma-tubulin ring complex. Bases 1 to 255 code for a protein of 84 amino acids.